AUGUCAUUCAACCGCACUGCUUCGCAAAUGGCUCCUUUGCUGCUUAGAAACAGCACAAGGACUGCCCUGUCUCGAUCUAUGCGCCUCCCUAGGCAAUUACCUGCUGUCGCCAUAUUGAUUCCGAACCGUUCCGUGUCUGGCGAGACAUCUACAUCCAACAGCCAGACCAACUACCCUCCUCCAGGCUUCAAUGCCGACCAGGCCAAGAAGCCUCUGACAUCGCAAGAAGACAAGUCCAAGCAAUCGUCCUCUUCCACACCCGAUGUCAACACUCCUAUUCACAAGCCUACCGAACAUGCACCCACCAAGGCCUCGGAAGAACAGGCUCUCAAAGAGCUUGCCAACGAGAAAGCUGCCGCCGACAAGGCUGAGGAGAAGAAAAUUGAGAAGAAGAAGGAGGAGGACAAGAAGCUUACUCUCCGUCAAAAGAUCAUGAAGGAGGUUCAUCACUACUGGGAUGGCACUAAGCUGUUGGCUGCCGAAGUCAAGAUCAGUUCUAAGUUGGCCUUGAAGAUGGCUGCAGGUUACGAGCUUACCCGCAGAGAACACAGACAAGUAAGUUCACUGAACGCAAUCUGCCACCCCACCCCCUUGUCUGACAUUCUGCCUAGUNUGCACCGUACCGUUCAAGAUCUCGGUCGCCUUGUCCCCUUCUCCGUCUUUGUCAUUGUUCCCUUCGCAGAGUUGCUCCUUCCGGUCGCUCUGAAGCUUUUCCCCAACAUGCUUCCUAGCACAUACGAGGGUCAAAAGUCAAAGGAAGCAAAGGCCAGCAGUCUGCGUGGUACCCGCAAAGAAGUCAGUAGCUUCCUACGCAUGACCCUACAGGAGACUGGUCUGCCUGUAAGCGCUGCGAACGCACAGAAGGAAGAGUUUACCGAAUUCUUCCGCAAGUCCCCGACAAAGGCCGAUGUUAUCCGUGUCUGCAAGAUUUUCAAGGACGACUUGACCCUUGACAACCUCUCGCGCCCGCAACUUGUUGGCAUCUGUCGCUACAUGUCUCUUUCCACUUUCGGCACCGACGCCAUGCUUCGCUACACAGUCAGACAUCGUAUGCGCCAGAUCAAGCGUGACGACAGAGCUAUCUCUUUCGAGGGUGUCGAGUCUUUGUCUGUUCCUGAGCUUCAGACUGCAUGUGCCUCGCGUGGCCUCCGCACUCACGGUGUCUCUCCCGCUAGAUUGCGCGACGACCUGAACCUGUGGCUCGAGUUGCGUCUCAAGUACGGAGUUCCAAGCACUCUUCUUGUUCUCUCGAACGCUUUCAUGUACACUCAGGGCAAGGAUGUAGAGUUCGAUUCGCAGAUCGAUGCCCUGCAAGCCGUCUUGUCCAGCAUUCCUGAGGAGUUGUUCCACGAGAUUGAGUUGGAGGUGCAUACUGCAGAGGGCGCUGCCACUAACAAGCAACGUCUGGAGGUUCUUCGUGAGCAGCAGGAGUUGAUCGAGGAUGAGAACGAACAGAGUGAGAAGCAAAGUGAAGGCGGCAAGUCUGCUCGUGUCAGCGAUCUCGACAACAUUGACGAGAAGGAGGACGACGGUCGACAAGAAGAUGCACUUAGACGCGAACACGAAGCCGAAGUACAGGCUCAAGCAGGUGUUCCCACUUCAUCUAUCGGAAGCCAUCAGACAUCAGAGACAAAAGCUGAGGAGAAGAAGGCUUGA
Molecule: messenger RNA, 1656 nt
Organism: Aureobasidium musti
Lineage: Eukaryota; Fungi; Ascomycota; Dothideomycetes; Dothideales; Saccotheciaceae
Source: the annotation of a GenBank genome assembly